AAAUGCAACAAUGCAGUAGUGAUGAUUUGGGUCUGUCACAACCUUCUGUAAGCAGAGUUAUCACACAAACAAUUACAGCACUUUCAGAACCUCUUAUUGUGUCACAGUUCAUUUCGUUUCCACUGGACAUUCCCAACUUGCAGGCUCAAAAAACUGCAUUUAUGAAUAUAGCAGGCUCCCCUGGUGUUGUCGGAGUAAUUGAUGGAACCCACAUCCAAAUUAUUGCACCGUCGGAAGACGAGGACUUUUAUGUUAAUAGAAAGAGGUACCACAGCAGAAACGUUCAAGUUGUUUUCAGUGCAGAUUAUAGGAUUAUAGACAUUGUUGCAAAAUGGCCCGGCCCAACACAUGAAGCCAGGAUACUGGCGGAGAGUGGCCUGAGACAUCUGUUUGAAAUACGUCGUAUUCCAGCAAAUUGCCACUUGUUAGGGGACAGUGGUUAUCCUUGUAAACCAUGGCUCCUCACACCUUACCUCCAUCCUGACCAGAGGUCAUAGCUAAAUUACAACAGGUAACACCGCAGUCAACAAAGACUCCUUGGUCAACUAAAGAGGCGCUUUCACAUUUUGCAUGGAAAGGUGCGACUGGCACCAGGAAAGGUCUGCAAACUGAUAACAGCCUGUGCAGUGCUUCAUAACAUCUGUAAAGCUAGACAAAUUGCAGACCCUCCCAUGGACAAUCGGGCUGAUGAAGAGUGGGAAUCCUUACAGAGCCCAGUUUACUAA
Messenger RNA from Cyprinus carpio (common carp), 725 nucleotides. RefSeq names its product putative nuclease HARBI1. The record is from RefSeq and is a predicted model, not a curated record. NCBI's taxonomy places the organism in Eukaryota, Metazoa, Chordata, Actinopteri, Cypriniformes, Cyprinidae. The transcript is spliced from 2 exons.